AUGGCCAGUCCAUUGCCACCGAAACGCCGGAGGGACUUCGAUGUCGCAAUUAUCUGCGCGCUACAGUUGGAAGCCGACGCUGUAGAGGCACUCUUCGACUAUUUCUGGGAUGAAGAUGGCGAUCGAUACGGAAAGGCAUCGGGAGACCAGAAUGCAUAUCGAACUGGGGUAAUCGGCGAUCAUAAUGUCGUGUUGGCAUACAUGCCAGGCAUCGGAAAGGGGCACGCAGCAAGCGUCGCAGCGAGUUUCCGAUCGAGCUUUCAGGGUAUCCGACUUGCGUUGAUUGUUGGAAUCUGCGGAGGGGUGCCAGGCAGAACCGACAACGAUAUAUUCCUUGGUGAUAUAAUCAUCAGUGAUGAGAUCGUGAUAUACGACUUCGGCAGGAGAUUUCCGGCGGGGUUCCGACGCAAGGAGAUAGUAACCGAUUCUGCUGUGAAUAUCGAAGUGAGAGCCUUCUUGCACAAAAUCAAAAGUCGAAAGGGUCGUGAACAUUUACUCGGCAGGACCCAUCACCAUCUCACUGCCUUACAAAAGCGAAUCAGUGACUAUCGCAGCCCUGCGAGAAUGCUAGAUCGACUUUUCGAGCCGACCUACCAUCAUAAGCAUCAUAUUCCCUCGAGAUGCAGGAAGUGCAAGAAGGACGAGCAUUGCGCAAAGGCCCAGGAGGCCACAUGUGAAACGUUGAAAUGUGAUUGGAAGGAAUUGGUUGUUCGUUCGGGUCCAUCACCAGGUGGGAUCAAUAUCCACUUCGGGCGAAUAGCCUCAGGAGACACGGUCAUGAAGUCUGGCGAGGACCGAGACAGAAUUGCUGCGGAGGAGAAUGUGAUCGCGUUUGAGAUGGAGGGUGCAGGCAUUUGUAAUAAUCUGCCCUGUAUCGUGGUAAAAGGGGUGUGUGACUAUGCUGAUAGUCACAAGGAUAAAAUAUGGCAAAGGUACACAGCCGCAACAGCCGCUGCGUGUAUGAGGUCGCUACUGGAACAAUGGGCAAUUAUUGAUCAGCCUAAAGGAAGUGACAGACAGCUUAAGGGUUCCACACAAGGAUAUUAUUCUUCUCGCCUCGAUACUCUUUCCGAAGUAGAAUCCACUCAGUCAACUCAUUGUGACGAAGCAUAUCAGUCACAAAAGAAUCAUGAUACCAGGGAUGAUGACCUACUACAAGGUAAUCUUUGUCCUUCUAAACUAGCUGGCCCUAAGCUGACCAUUCUAGUUUUGCCGACAAUUGAAUCGAGUUUCAAGAUUACACUUACCUGUUUCAAACAACACCGAAAGUAUUUGCCUCGAGAUGUUGAUCUUAAGAGCACAUUGAAAACCCAGCGCGUUAUCUUCUCGAGUAAUGUGGAAAUCCUGUCGUCGGAUGCUUCGGGUUCUCUUAACAAUCCCCUCGGUUCGUCGAAAAAUAUUUGCCUGGAGCUGACUCUAGCAAUCCGAACGAAGCUUGAGGAGAUUGACGACAUCACAAGGCGUCUUCCUGUUGCUACUAAGGCGAAAGUACAGCACAGGACUGCCGCAGACAGGCUCAAGGAUGCUGUAGAAGACUUAAAAUCCCUGGUUCAGGUCUUUGCAUCCUCUAUCCCCCAACGCAAACAGCCUCGACUAUCAGAAGAGUCGAAAAUAGCCAAAACUCCCAAAGGUCGCCGCGAAUUUCAGCACUUCCGCAUUGUCCAGCAAGCCGCUUGUAGCCUUUAUGAUGCUCUUGGAACGGCCUGUAAUGCGCAUUCUGUCCAUGACGUGCAUCUAUCCCUCCAACCGGACCUUAAUGAGACACGAGUGCGAUUCAAUGUGGCCUUUAUCCAGAAUCCCAUGGUGCCGGGGAAGGCAGUCUGGAUUAAUGUGGAAUCAACCAUCAAAUCUUCCGAGCCGAGUUCCCAACCGGUCUCCACAUCAUCAUCAAGGGGUCACUCUUCUCUCAAACGACCAAGACAACUUAACGAAGCACAUUGUCCACCAACAUCUCGUAAACGUGUACAGUUUCGUCUUUUACCCGGGCCUCUACAAUCAGUGUGCCCUGAAGAACCCAUUAUUGGAAUCCCAAAUCUCUACCUCCAACGGAAUUUCUGCACCGUGGUCGAGAGGUCUUUACACCAAAAAGAAUGUAAUGGUUGCAUCGGGCUUCUUGGAGACAACGAUAUCUGUAAACAUUUGGCAUAUAUGGGAAAUCAGACCAACAGCAUGACCGCUUCCACAUCACUCUCCCAACUGAUAUCACUGUCAGGAACCGACUCCACUGGAGGCAUGGGUCUCUACGAGCGCGUCCGACUAGCCAGAUAUCUCGCCACUGCUGUUCUCUACUACCAUUCUACACCGUGGCUCAACAAGGCAUGGCGUAGUGACGACGUUCAGUUUUUCGGAUAUCACGAUUCCUUGCUCCAGCAGGCACAACACGUCCUACCAUAUAUGACCACAUCUAUCCGAGCACCAAACUCCUCAAUGAGAUCUCACCCCCGAUCCUCCGAUUACCAUCACAUCAUCCGUAACCCUGUUCUCUUUGGGCUAGGUGUCAUGUUCCUCGAACUUGCAUACCAAGCUCCCCUCAGAACCCUACAACAACCGGUCGACCUCAAAAAAGGAGAAACACAGGGCUUUGCGGAUUAUUUCACAGCGCACAGAUUAGUAGACGAUAGCUACCGCAUGGUGAGCAAGAGUUUUAAAAUCAUCAUCAACAAAUGCCUGCACUGCGACUUUGGGCAUGACAGUGACUUUGCGAGUCCUGCGCUUCAAGAGGCUUUCUAUCGUGAUGUUAUUACGGGUCUUGAGAAUCUAGAAAAGGUUUUUCGGGAAUUGCAGCUUGAUGAUCUGGAACCUACUCCGGUGUGA
Penicillium samsonianum is the source of this 2814-nucleotide messenger RNA. Its product is annotated as 5'-methylthioadenosine/S-adenosylhomocysteine nucleosidase family protein. The transcript has 2 exons. Lineage: Eukaryota; Fungi; Ascomycota; Eurotiomycetes; Eurotiales; Aspergillaceae. The record is from RefSeq and is a predicted model, not a curated record. Bases 1 to 2814 code for a protein of 937 amino acids. Gene Ontology annotation, biological process: nucleoside metabolic process. Gene Ontology annotation, molecular function: catalytic activity.